CAACGGUUCUACCCCGUUGCACUUGGUCUUCGAUAGUCCAGUGUGACUGUGAAUUAACUAUUUGAAAUGGCCGUUUAUGUUAUUCGAUACAAAAUGCGACUUUUGGUAAGAGUAGUGCUUUACCAAUAAUUCAGUCUGGCAUUAUCCCGGACAGCUACAGCCGGUUUCGAGGGGUCCUUCAGUCUUGGAGGAAGGAUUUGCAGCUAGCGGUUAGCCGUGGUCAACAUGCCGACUGUCAGUGUCAAAAGGGAUCUUCUGUUCCAUGCCUUGGGCAGAACAUACACUGAUGAAGAAUUUGAUGAGUUGUGUUUUGAGUUUGGGCUGGAGCUCGAUGAGAUUACGUCAGAGAAGGACAUCAUCAGUCGUGAGCAGGGGAACACCAAGGCAGAGGGGGCAUCUGAUGUGAUUCUGUAUAAGAUUGAUGUCCCAGCUAACCGCUAUGACCUGCUGUGUCUGGAAGGACUGGUCAGGGGCCUGCAGGUCUUCAAGCAAAAGAUGGAAGCCCCUCGCUACAGGCGUGUGAGUCCAGCCAGCGGAGAGCCUCAGAGGCUGGUCAUCACAGAGGUGACGGCUGCUGUGCGACCCCACGCUGUGGCUGCAGUCCUCAGGAACAUCACCUUCACACAGGAACGCUACGACAGCUUCAUCGAACUACAGGAGAAACUCCAUCAGAAUGUCUGUAGGAAAAGGACUCUGGUUGCCAUCGGCACCCAUGAUCUGGACACCAUUUCAGGCCCCUUCACCUACACAGCCAAACCACCUAGUGACAUCCGCUUCAAACCUCUCAACCAGGCAAAGGAGUACACCGCACAGGAACUCAUGAGCCUCUACAAGACAGACAGCCACUUGCGGCACUAUCUGCACAUUAUUGAAGACAAGCCUGUAUAUCCUGUCAUCUAUGACAGCAACGGCAUUGUAUUGUCUAUGCCUCCAAUUAUCAAUGGGGACCGUUCCAAAAUCUCCUUGAAUACAAAGAAUGUUUUUAUCGAGUGCACAGCCAUUGAUCUUACCAAGGCAAAAAUGGUGUUGGACAUGAUGGUGACGAUGUUCUGCGAGUAUUGUGAGGAGCCUUUCACGGUAGAGGAGGCUGAGGUGGUGUACCCAGACGGCAGGACCUGCCUGUACCCGGAGCUGGCUUACAGGAAGGAGACUCUGUCAGCAGACUUCAUCAACCGCAAAGUUGGCAUCAGUGAGUCGACUGAGCACAUCGCCCAGCUGUUGACCAAGAUGUGCUUGCGCUCAGAGGUCACAAGCGACGGCGAACAGAUCGAGGUAGAGAUCCCGCCCACGCGCUCUGACGUCAUCCACGCCUGUGACAUCAUGGAGGACGCUGCCAUGGCGUACGGUUUCAACAAUAUUCCCCGCACCACGCCGCGCACCUACACCGUAGCCAAUCAGCUCCCACUGAAUAAGCUGUCAGAGCUGCUGAGACAGGACCUGGCUGCUGCUGGAUUCACAGAGGCCCUCACCUUCGCCCUGUGUUCUCAGGAGGACAUAGCUGACAAGCUGUUGAAGAACAUCUCAGAGACCAGAGCAUGUCACAUCUCCAACCCCAAGACAGCUGAGUUCCAGGUGGCGCGCACCACCCUGUUGUCAGGCCUGCUGAAGACUGUGGCUGCCAACAGGAAGAUGCCUCUGCCUCUGAGGCUGUUUGAGAUUUCAGACGUGGUGCUCAAGGAUGAAACCAAAGACGUGGGGGCCAGGAACAACCGUCGUCUGUGUGCUGUCUACUACAACAAGAGUCCUGGGUUUGAGGUGAUCCACGGCCUGAUGGACAGGGUCAUGCAGCUGCUGGAGGUCAAACCAGGCCAGGGCAAUGGCUACCACAUCCAGGCUGCCGACGAUUCCACCUUCUUCCCUGGUCGCUGUGCUGAGAUCUUUGCGCGUGGGAAGAGCAUAGGACGCCUCGGGGUCCUUCACCCUAAUGUCAUCAACCGCUUUGAGCUCACCAUGCCAUGCUCCGCCCUGGACAUCGACAUCGAGCCCUUCCUGUGAUGUCACAACCACACCCUGGGUGUGAUGUCACACCCAGACACACACUGAACUUGUAAGACCAGCAAACUCAUCAACCAACACAGAUUCAUUUACUCAUGCUCAGUCCAUCCCAACACAGGUGUUCCCAGCUUUUAUUUUUUUUUAUUUUUAGGAAAUAUCACAUUUACAUAAGUAUUCAGACCCUUUACUCAGUACUUUGUUGAAGCACUUUUGUCAGCGAUUUCAGCCUCAAGUCUUCUUGGGUAUGAUGCUACAAGCUUGGCACACCUGUAUUUGGGGAGUUUCUAAUUUUUCUCUGCAGAUCCUCAAGCUCUGUUAGGUUGGCUGGGGAGUGUCGCUGCACAGCUAUUUUCAGGUCUCUCCAGAGAUGUUCGAUUGGGUU
Molecule: messenger RNA, 2377 nt
Organism: Salmo salar (Atlantic salmon)
Lineage: Eukaryota; Metazoa; Chordata; Actinopteri; Salmoniformes; Salmonidae
Product: phenylalanine--tRNA ligase beta subunit
Biological process (GO): phenylalanyl-tRNA aminoacylation
Cellular component (GO): phenylalanine-tRNA ligase complex; cytoplasm
Molecular function (GO): magnesium ion binding; phenylalanine-tRNA ligase activity; RNA binding
Source: RefSeq, a predicted model, not a curated record